GAGGUUUAAGGAAGUAAAGCUGCAAUCUUUGAGUUGGGUUUUGGUUUUCAGCUGCAUUUGGUAGUUUCAGAGGGGGAAAUUUGCUUGAUUUUGAUCCCAUUUUGAGUCUGUGUUGCUCUGUUUUGUUAUACUCUCUGCAUUUUGCAAGAAGAUUGGUUAUUUUUCUUGGUGGAAUGCUUUUUCUGCUGUCUUUCUUGGUCUAAAUCUUUAUGGGUUUUUGCCUUUUUGGUAUUUGGCUAGUUUCUAUUGAGUGUUCAAGUUGUAGUUCAUGGUUUGUGCUGUUCCUCUUCAUCUUUUUUUUUUAUUUUUCAGUAUAUACAUUUGAGAUUGUUUGUUUGCUAAGGAAGUCUGGGAAAUUAAGCAAUACAUGGUAUAUAGUACACUUUGAGUUUUUCUGAUGCUUUUUCUUUUUCCUGACUAAUGGGAUCUGACAAAACUAUGGCUUGUACCCAUUUAAGCCCAGAACCGACAGAUUUGAAUGAGCUGAUUUGAGACUUUGACACACUUUGAAUUUUUUUGUUCUUUCCAAAAUGUUCUUCAAUGACUUUUCACCACAUUGGAUUUCAAUUAAGAAGGGGGUUUCACCUCUAAAGAUAUGGGGUUUCAGUUAAGAAGGAAAAAUAUUAUGAGGAAGCGCGAGUUGGAUUUUGUGUUUAGCAUAGUUACAUGGGUUGCAAUUGCAUUAUGGGAAUGCAGACUAUUUGACUGUUACACAAGGGCAUUUGAAUGAAAUUGAUUUAGCCGGAUAGAUUUAGAACCAACAGCAUGGAGCAAUACGAAGUUCUGGAGCAAAUUGGGAAAGGGGCUUUUGGUUCUGCACUUCUUGUCAGGCACAAGCACGAAAAGAAGAAGUAUGUGCUCAAAAAGAUUCGUCUUGCUCGCCAGACUGAUAGAUCACGGAGAUCUGCACAUCAGGAGAUGGAGCUCAUUUCUAAGUUCAAAAAUCCAUUUAUUGUGGAGUAUAAAGAUUCUUGGGUCGAAAAGGGUUGCUAUGUAUGCAUAGUUAUAGGUUACUGUGCUGGCGGAGACAUGGCAGAAGCUAUAAAAAAGGCCAAUGGAAUUCUUUUUCCUGAAGAGAAAAUCUGUAAGUGGCUUGUCCAACUUCUGAUGGCACUCGACUAUUUGCACAAGAAUCAUAUUCUUCAUCGUGAUGUCAAGUGUUCUAAUAUCUUCUUAACAAAAGAUCAAGAUAUACGCCUGGGUGACUUUGGACUUGCAAAAAUGUUGACUUCAGAUGAUCUUGCCUCUUCUGUUGUGGGAACUCCUAGCUAUAUGUGUCCCGAACUUCUUGCUGAUAUACCUUAUGGUUCCAAAUCAGACAUUUGGUCUUUGGGAUGCUGCAUAUAUGAAAUGACUUCUCAUAGACCAGCGUUUAAAGCAUUUGAUAUACAAGCACUUAUUACCAAAAUUAAUAAGUCUAUAGUGGCUCCCCUUCCCACAAAGUACACUAGUGCAUUUCGAGGCCUUGUUAAAACCAUGCUUCGGAAAAACCCAGAACUCAGGCCAAGUGCUGCAGAGCUGCUCCGUCACCCAUACCUUCAGCCUUAUGUUCAAAAGGUUCAUCUCAAAAUCAACAGCCCCAAUUACUUGAAGAAAACUAGAUUUUCUGAGACAGAAGAUGUUCGAUACUCAACAUACCAGGAGAAGCAGCGUAUAUUAAGCAAUGAUAGGACUUUGAAUCCUAGUAUUUCUGGAGGUGAGCAAGAUUUUAUGUGCUCUACUCAAGACAUGAAUGACAAGUUCAAUUAUCUGAAUCAAGAAUUCACAGGAUCAUCUGUUGGUGUCACCCAUAAAAAGGCAGCCAUUCGCAAGCAGCCAAUUGCUUCCAAAACUUCAAAUAAUGUCUGGACUCAAAAAAUUACUCCAGCAAAAGCUUCUGCCACUCCCAAGAGAUGGAUGGAGCCAAAGAAUCGCUCAUCGCUUCCUGUUUCACGCACUCAGGACAAAGCAGUAACUACAACUCGCAGAGCAUCAUUGCCAUUCUCAACAAGACCUGCAAUUAAACAAUCCCCUUUCCGGCCUAGUGUUGGUGUCCUACACUGUAUUAAAUCUCCUGAUGUCUCUGUCAAUUCCCCUCGAAUUGACAGGAUAGCUGAAUUCCCAUUAGCAUCAUAUGAAGAACAAUUGUAUGAAGAACAAUUUUUGCCUACCCGUAGAGGCUCACCAACCUCUGUGCAAGGCUCAUGUGGCUCCCCACAAUCUGGUGACCGUUCAAUCAUGAAAGACAAGUGCACAGUUCAGAUAUUCGAUAAAGCCUCUCGCAGGCUUAGUUUCACAGGUGCAUGGCAGGGAAUUGACCGUAGCAUGUUUCAAGUUGAUAGAGAAAAUCGAAGUGAUGCAUGUUCUGACCAGAAUGCAACCGCUGGUGGAGCUUCAAGCCGGACCUCAUCAGACACACGCCGCCGAUUUGACACCUCAUCGUACCAACAAAGGGCUGAAGCUUUGGAAGGGUUGCUCGAGUUUAGUGCAAGGUUGCUCCAAUAUGAAAGAUAUGAAGAGCUUGGGGUGUUGCUGAAGCCUUUUGGUCCUGGCAAGGUGGAUCCUAGGGAAACUGCUAUUUGGUUAACUAAGAGCAUCAAGGAAAAUACUGUCAAACAGGAUGAUGAGAUUAAUUAGAGAUCCAAAUUGCCAAUGAGCUGAUGCCACGCGUCCGGCAUGUAUCAUAUUUCUGACUAAUAGUUUUUGUAGUUCUGAGGUUUUGUUCUCAGUUUUCUGAAGAGGAAUUAGGCAUCUAGUCAGAUGUUCAUUUUGUAGGCUAUGAUCUCAGACUAGUCAUCACUGUGGACUCAAUUUAGUUUGAGAACUGUAAUUUGGUAAUGAGAAGUAAUUUUUCAUUGUAUUUA
Messenger RNA from Rosa rugosa (rugosa rose), 2843 nucleotides. RefSeq names its product serine/threonine-protein kinase Nek3-like. NCBI's taxonomy places the organism in Eukaryota, Viridiplantae, Streptophyta, Magnoliopsida, Rosales, Rosaceae. The coding region runs from base 766 to 2616 and encodes 616 amino acids. The transcript has 15 exons. The record is from RefSeq and is a predicted model, not a curated record. Gene Ontology annotation, biological process: protein phosphorylation. Gene Ontology annotation, molecular function: protein kinase activity; ATP binding.